UCACCAGAAACUGUUGAAAGACAAUGAGAACGCCAAGGAGAAUGCUAGUCCUCUAGUCGGGGAAUUCGAAGCAACGUAUCUGCCUGCACCACGUCUAGAGAAUGCCGAACCAAGCCGCACCAGUGAUUGCAGCGCCGUCACCAGGGUCAUAGAGUCCGUGGCAGAUUGCAGACCCCCAUCUCCAACCCAGCCACAGCCGAUCUCUGGCAGGAGAAGAAAUCAGCAAUCACACACCAUCGCCCGGGCUGAUGUUGGAAAGAUCGUUCGCCACACUGGUGCAGCGGGGCUGCGUCGUAUGCUCGAGGACUGGGCCGCAGUCACAAUCCAGACCGCAUUUCGUAAGUUUCUAGCUCGCAAUGCUCUGCGUGCCUUGAAAGGCCUGGUGAGACUGCAAGCGUUGGUCCGAGGGCACUUGGUCAGGCGCAGGAUGCAAGCCCUGGUACGCAUUCAGGAGGCUCGAGCUCGUCACCGGCGGACUCGCACUGCCGAGGCUCGUCGAUGGAUUCAAGCAGCUGUGGUCGUAGAACAGGAUCAGCCUGAUUUUGGAGUGAAAGAAUCCAGGAGAAGAGGCAGAAAGUCAGCUGGUGAUUUGGACGCUUCCUCGCAUGAGUGGAACCAAAGCAUGCGCACUCUGCCGGAGUUACAAGCUAUGGUGAAGAGCAAGCAGGAAGCAGCAGCCAAACGGGAGAGGAGCUUGAUGUACAAUGAAAGCCUUCUGCAAAUCAAGGAGCCAGGCCCAGGGGGAAAGCCAGAGGCGAAGACCAAACGGGAACGAGCUUUGGCCUACGCAUUACUACUCACAUUGAGUAAGCAAGGCGAGGGUUUGGAUGAUGAAGAUUAUGCGGAUAUAGAGUACGCUAUUGGUUUGUGACAUUGAAACACAGCAAACUUAGGUUCUAAUUUGAAAAAAUGGCCCAGGAGCUCGGCUUGAAUGCAUUUCUAGAAUAUGCAGCUGGAAAUUGUCUGCAACUCCAACAUUGUACACUAUCGGGAACUGCCAACAACCGAUCCAUUAUCUAGUGACACGGACUAGAUCGAGAUUUUCUCUUCAUCCUAUAGAAGAGUUAUAGAUCAGUUCAAGACUAGAAGAGAAAUAGUUCAGGACUUUGUAGUAGUAGAGAAUAUAGUGACUGUCGAUUCGUUCCGACUAAGCAGUUGAUAUCGAAACCUUCUAAACGUUUCCGCCUCGUAGUUCUCACAAAUUACUCACCCUAUGUCAUGCUCCUGGGGUGAUGUGGAUCUGCAUCAGUUCUCAACGAUGGCCCCUCGAUGUUUUUCUCUCUUUCGCUGCAACAGCAACACGAAUUCUGGGAAACUUUGUGCAAAGAUGCGAAGGACUUCAACCAGAGUGUAGUGGUGUACACUUGUUCCGGCAAAGAUCAGCUGGUUUCAAAUAGAGGGAAUCUGUAGAUGGUAGAUGGCGCUCGAUCAAGAGUUCUUUUGAUCGAGCAAAUGACUUCACGAAGAUUAUCCAGAAAAUGAUUACAAGUAUUGCGCACCAUCGAUCAGUGCCUCUGAAUGAGAGGUGGAACGAUGCAGGCUGAAGUAUGUUCUAACACAUCGAAGGAUAAGAUGGUGGAACGAUGAAGUACAAUAUAUGAGUUCAGAGUUUCAGAGAAAGAAGAGCCAAAUGAGGCUUCGAAAAGUUCAGUUUUAGUUCAACUUAGUACUUUCCAGUUUGAUAGAAUUGAUUGAUCAUAAAUUCAACAUGAAACGUCUGGCUCCAUACCGGAUCUAACGACU
Marchantia polymorpha subsp. ruderalis is the source of this 1743-nucleotide messenger RNA. NCBI's taxonomy places the organism in Eukaryota, Viridiplantae, Streptophyta, Marchantiopsida, Marchantiales, Marchantiaceae. The record is from the annotation of a GenBank genome assembly.